Corylus avellana is the source of this 955-nucleotide messenger RNA. Lineage: Eukaryota; Viridiplantae; Streptophyta; Magnoliopsida; Fagales; Betulaceae. The record is from RefSeq and is a predicted model, not a curated record.
GUCAUCUCUCUCUCUUUCUCUCUUUUAAUAACGUGAAAAAAAUCCACUGUUCUUUUAUAUUUGUCAUUGUUCUUCUUCAGAUCCAGCAACAUGGUUUCUACAGAAGCUGCUCGAAUGACCGUUGGUGUUAUAGGAAACAUUAUCUCACUUUUCUUGUUCUUGUCCCCAGUGCCAACUUUUGUUCAAAUAUGGAAGAAAGGGUCAGUGGAACAUUACUCACCAGCACCAUACCUUGCUACCCUAAUCAAUUGCCUGGUCUGGACCUUUUAUGGGUUGCCCAUGGUGCACCCCCACAGCACCCUGGUGCUGACCAUCAACGGCUCGGGGAUCACCAUCGAGCUCGCAUACAUAAUCCUCUUCUUCAUCUUCUCUGACAAGAAAAAGAGGCUCAAAGUUUUGCUCGGCCUGCUGAUUGAAGUAAUAUUCGUUAGCGUUCUCGUAGCUUUGGUUUUAACCCUAGCCCAUUCACAUAAAGAGCGGUCUUUGAUUGUAGGCAUCAUAUGCAUUUUGUUCAACGUCAUGAUGUACGCUUCACCAUUGGUUGUCAUGAAAUUGGUGCUUACGACAAGAAGUGUGGAGUAUAUGCCUUUUUCCCUGUCCCUCACUUCCUUUGUCAAUGGUCUUACCUGGAGUACUUAUGCUCUUAUUCAAUUUGACCCCUUCAUCCUUGUACCCAAUGGGGUGGGAGCAGUAUUUGCGAUGAUCCAGUUGAUUCUCUAUGCUAUUUUCUACAAAUCAACAAAGAGACAAAUUGCAGAAAGGAAGGGCAAAGCUGGCCAGAUGGAUUUGUUAGAGCUAGUGGUGAAUGGAGAAGACUCUAAGAAGGUUGGCAGUGCACCUUAGAAUGGUGAGGACUCUCCCAUUGCCUUCGUCAGAUGACUGGAUGGAAUGAACCCACUUCAAAGAAGUGUUAUUAGUCGGCUGUGAUAAUAUAUAUCACAAACACAUGUAGUUU